AUUAUAGAGCUUGGCUCUCGAAACCUACACGUGUGUCGCGCACGCGGAGCCCGUCCACCACAUCUACACCACCGUUCCUUUCGCCGCUCUCAAUUUCUGCGUUUCUGCCAUUCCGCACUUCCCAAAAUAUAAUUCUUGUUGCUCCUUGUACCUCGUUUUACCCCUAUCAAUUUUCCCAAAGACGUUGAAAACAAAGAAAUCGAGAUGCAGAGAGGGAGGGAGGGAGAGUGAGGAGGUGUGAUCUGUGAAGCUCAACAAGCACGCCCGCGUUGACUCAGUGAUGGCCUCAGCUACCUCCCAACGUGUGGAGCUCGCCAAGCUCUGCCGCUCCCGAGACUGGUCUAAGGCAAUCCGAGUCCUUGACUCAAUUCUCGCUCAAUCCUCCUCCAUCCAAGAUAUCUGCAAUAGAGCAUUUUGCUAUAGUCGAUUGGAGUUGCACAAGCACGUGAUUAAGGACUGUGAUAGGGCGGUACAGCUCGACCCGACGCUUCUUCAACCUUAUAUCCUUAAAGGUCAUGCAUUAUCUGCUUUGGGUAGGAAGGCGGAUGCUAUUCUGGUUUGGGAGAAAGGCUAUGAACAUGCUUUGAGUCAGUCUGCUGAUCUUAAACAAUUGUUAGAACUUGAAGAACUUUUGACAAAUGUAAAGGAAGAAAGAAAUGUUUCAUGUAACAACGUUAUGGUGAUUUCGAGAUCCUCUAAGCCUUUAUCUGAAGCUGAACCUUAUAUCAGUGACAAACAUGCUGAAACAUGUGUAAGCCAAAGUGAGCGGAGCCAUUCGUCCAAUUUAUGUAGUGAGUCAAGUAAUCAGCAUGAGAUCCAUGUCAAAUCUAGUAAUAGUUUUGAAGUAAACAGUGGAAUAAAUGAUAAAGUGGCAGGGAUUUUAUCAGUUCCUCCAUGUGAACCGGACCAUCUCAUCAAUGACAAAUCAAGUGAUAUACAUAUGGAUCAUACCAAGUUGAAUGGUGAAUCUAGAUAUUAUAGCAAGUUAGGAGAUACAUCAGUGAUGAUAGGAAAUUCUGGUAAUGAGUUUGACAUAGGCGAUGGAUUCGGAGAUAAAUCCGAGGAGAAUGGGAUAUUUGAAAGCCAACAGAAUGGAACUUGUGACAUUCUUGAUAAACUAAAUUAUGACUCUGGAUCUUGCAAUGACUUAAGCAAUACAUCAGAAGCAUGUGCUACGUCAUCUAUUAUUUGCUGUAACUUGGGUGAUGAGAGUGAAACUCGUGGUGAAUCAAGUAAUAAAGACAUACAUAUUAAAGCAAGGGAUGAACCCAAGAGAAACAGCAAGUUCAGUGUUACAAGGAUUUCAAAGACCAAAUCAAUUAGUGUAGACUUUCGUCUAUCCAGAGGUAUAGCGCAGGUUAACGAAGGGAAGUAUGCCCAAGCCAUUUCUAUAUUUGACCAGAUUCUAAGAGAAGAUCCUAUAUAUCCCGAGGCAUUGAUAGGAAGAGGGACAGCAUAUGCAUUCCAACGAGAACUUGAAGCUGCUAUAGUUGAUUUUACCAUGGCCAUCAAAUCAAACCCAUCAGCUGGUGAGGCAUGGAAGCGAAGAGGGCAGGCCCGAGCUGCCUUAGGGGAAUUUUCUGAGGCCAUUGAAGACUUGACCAAGGCGUUAGAAUUUGAGCCAAACUCAGCCGACAUAUUACAUGAAAGGGGAAUUGUUAAUUUCAAGUUCAAGGACUUCAAUGCUGCUGUCAAAGACCUCUCUGCAUGUGUGAAACUUGAUAAGAAUAACAGUUCUGCAUACACCUAUUCGGGUUCUGCGUUAUCUUCAAUUGGUGACUAUAAAAGAGCUGAGGAGGCCCUUUGGAAAUCAAUCGAACUUGAUCGCGGUUUUGUUGAGGGAUGGGUUCAUCGUGCACAGUUCUUUCAAGAUUUGGCAAACUCUACAAAAGCUCUUGAAUGUCUUCAGCAAGUUCUACAAAUUGAUGAGAGGUUUGCAAAAGCAUAUCACAUGCGUGGCGCACUGUUUCAUGGGAUGGGAGAACACAGGAAGGCUAUCAAGGAAUUAUCAAUUGGAUUGCGAAUUGAGAGCUCAAACAUUGAGUGCAUGUAUUUGCGUGCUUCAUGCCACCAUGCUAUUGGAGAAUAUGGCCAGGCGGUCAAGGACUAUGACACUACACUGGAAUUGGAACUGGACUCGAUGGAUAAGUUUCCGCUCCAAUGCUUGGCCUUUUAUCAGAAGGAGAUUGCUCUAUACACAGCUUCAAGAAUCAACAGCGAGUUUUGCUGGUUUGACAUUGAUAGAGAUAUCAAUCCCCUUUUCAAGGAGUACUGGUGCAAAAGAUUGCACCCCAAUAAUGUUUGUGAAAAGGUCUACAGACAGCCUCCCUUGCGUGAAUCUCAGAAAAAAGGGAACCUUAGAAAGCUGGAUUUUACGAUGACAAAACAGAAGAGUGCUCUUCUGUUGGCCGCUGAUUCAAUUGGCAAGAAAAUUCAGUAUGAUUGUCCUGGAUUCUUGCACAAUAGGCGUCAGCAUCGUAUGGCAGGAUUGGCUGCUAUUGAAAUUGCUCAAAAAGUUUCUAAAGCGUGGCGUUCUUUACAAGCUGAACGGAAGAAUGCUAACAAAAGCACGUCAAAAUAUGGCAAGAGAACACGAAGAAAAGAAAGACUUAGCAUCGCAAGCCAGAAUAGAGGUGGUGCUUGUUGUAGUACCAGCAGUUCCUUGGAAACAUCAACUUCUUAUGGCAUUACUGAAUCCUCUGGUCGCUCUAUGAUGUCAUGGCAAGAUGUUUUCUCACUGGCUGUAAGAUGGAGACAGAUCUCUGAACCUUGUGACCCAGUUGUUUGGGUUAACAAGUUGAGUGAAGAGUUCAAUUCUGGGUUUGGAUCUCACACACCAUUGAUUCUUGGACAAGCAAAAGUUGUUCGCUAUUUCCCCAAUUAUGAAAGAAUAUUGGACAUUGCAAAGACCAUCAUGAAGGAUAAACGGUACGUGCACAACAAAGCGGAUGGAAUUAUUGAUUUAUCCAAGGAUGAGAAAUGGGAAGAUAUUAUGCAUGCAAAAACCUGCUCAGAUCUUUACAAAGCUGUUGGAGAAGACUUCUGGUUGGCUACUUGCUGUAGCAGCACUGCAUUUGAGGGAAAGCAGCUGGAAGGCACAAGGAUCACCCUAGUAAAAAUGCGAGAGUGUGGAUUUGACUUCGCAAUCAGAACACCAUGUACACCUUCCAGAUGGGAUGAUUAUGAUGCAGAAAUGGCAAUGGCAUGGGAUGCUGUGUGCAAUGCUUACUGUGGUGAAACUUAUGGGUCUACUGAUUUCAGUAUGCUUGAAGAUGUUAGAGAUGCAAUAUUAAAAAUGACCUAUUACUGGUAUAAUUUUAUGCCGCUUUCAAGAGGCUCUGCUGUUGUUGGGUUCAUAGUCUUGCUUGGAUUACUUCUUGCCGCUAAUAUGGAGUUUACGGGAAAUAUUCCACAAGGUAUACAGGUGGAUUGGGAAGCCCUUCUUAAUCUUGAUCCAGACUCCUUUGUGGAUUCUGUUAAAAGUUGGCUGUAUCCAUCACUUAAGGUCUCAACAUCGUGGAAAGAUUAUCCAGAUGUCUCUACAACUUUUUAUACAACAGGAUCGGUUGUUGCUGCUCUGAGCACUUCUGACAAUUAAAUUCCAGAUCCAAUGAGUUGAGUUGAUGUACUAGUCUGCCUCCCUCAAAAUUGGAAAAUUUUACCCAGAAUGCAUCACUUUGUUUCCUAUAGCAACAACAAUGAGUUAUUAUUAUGUAUCUUUUUUCCUACUUAUUUACAUGUUGCCUACAAGAGGUUGCUAAUUCAUUCUUCUUUUUCUUUUUUGUAAGAAGGUUGCCAAUUCAUAGAUACAAAACGCUUCUGUUGGUGGUUGCUCAUCCUUCAAAAAAACAAUGCAGAAGAAUUGCUUGGAAUAAAAAUUAUACUGGAUUUUAAUCCA
Messenger RNA from Tripterygium wilfordii, 3898 nucleotides. RefSeq names its product suppressor of RPS4-RLD 1-like. The record is from RefSeq and is a predicted model, not a curated record. Bases 281 to 3598 code for a protein of 1105 amino acids. Gene Ontology annotation, biological process: negative regulation of DNA-templated transcription. Lineage: Eukaryota; Viridiplantae; Streptophyta; Magnoliopsida; Celastrales; Celastraceae. Gene Ontology annotation, molecular function: protein binding. The transcript has 23 exons.